UACAACAUCUCUGCCAUCGGCUCUCAGGGCAGACAACACACCAAAGAAUUCGUUCAGGAAUUCAAAUUAGAGACCGGAAUCGAUGGACACGACUUCUCUGUCUAUCGUGACAGGAACGGCAACAUUAAGGUUAAUAUACGCUGUCCUAUGGGGUCGCCCACACGGAUCGGUGGACACCUCCCCUGUCCGUCCUGUUGGACAGCAGAAAGGGGUGACUUUUUGCAGCACUUGACCAUUGAUUUGGGAAAUACUUAUAACAUAACGGCGAUCGCGAUUCAAGGCAGAGCUUUCACUAAUGAAUACAUUAGUCAAUACUAUCUGUUACUCAGCGAUGGCGGAGACUUCUGGAGAAUGGCUUACUCUGACUCCGAGGGCUAUGAGCAGGCAUUCACUCCUUACUAA
This is a messenger RNA of Oppiella nova, 402 nucleotides long. The record is from the annotation of a GenBank genome assembly. NCBI's taxonomy places the organism in Eukaryota, Metazoa, Arthropoda, Arachnida, Sarcoptiformes, Oppiidae.